Messenger RNA from Scylla paramamosain (green mud crab), 5492 nucleotides. RefSeq names its product calpain-5-like. Gene Ontology annotation, biological process: proteolysis. NCBI's taxonomy places the organism in Eukaryota, Metazoa, Arthropoda, Malacostraca, Decapoda, Portunidae. The record is from RefSeq and is a predicted model, not a curated record. Gene Ontology annotation, molecular function: calcium-dependent cysteine-type endopeptidase activity. The transcript is spliced from 18 exons. Bases 535 to 2661 code for a protein of 708 amino acids. Gene Ontology annotation, cellular component: cytoplasm.
UGGUGCUGGUGGUCAGUACAUACAGGCUUUGUUUGUGCUGUUUGACAGUGUGUGGGGCGGCGAGACGUCGUGCAGUGUCGGCUUAACGAAAGAAAACAAAACAUCAGAGCCAGAUUCCUACGGGCUGUUGUUGAGGCGUAGGGUAGAAGCUGACAAGUGUUCACACCCAAAAAAUUGUUAUGACACUUUACCGGAAACAGACGCGCUACAUCAAGGACAAGGAAGUUCCGAUGUCACGUUUGUUUUUCUUUGACUUAUGAAUAUUUGACUGGGUUGUGUGGGCGUGUGUUAGCGAGAAUACGGAGGAUUUCCAGGGAGUACGAGUAUGUCCCUCGUGCACUGCCCGUGAUCCUGACCUUCACGUGUGACGUGUUACAUCGUGACUCAUUCUAGAGCCACAAGGCUUCAAGACAUAAAUGAAGCAUAGGAGCUGCAGAAAGAGAAUUGAAGCAAACAAGCUGUGCAUCUUCUGAAGGGUGAGGAAGAAGUACAAGUGUGUGUCAUCAGGAUAAUGUACAGAUAGCCUCGUCCAUCAUGGGUCUCUUCACUACCACUAAGAAAUUCCGCGGCCAGAACUACUCCAGAUUGAAGAAGGAGUGUCUCAACAGAGGAGAAAAGUUCAGUGAUCCCAAAUUCCCACCCCAUGACUCCACGCUGUACUACUCCAAGCAGCCUCCCGGCGUCAUCACUUGGAAGAGGCCCCAUGAAAUAGUAGACAAACCUCAGCUGUUCAUUGAGGGUGCCAGUGCCAAGGAUGUGACUCAAGGGCAGCUGGGCAACUGCUGGUUUGUAGCAGCAUGUGCCACCCUUGCUGGGGUCAAGGAGCUCUGGCAUAAGGUCAUCCCGGACUACAAGGACCAGGAGUAUGGAGAGCUACAUCCAGGCAUCUUCAACUUUCGCUUCUGGAGAUUUGGGGAGUGGGUGGAGGUUGUGAUAGAUGAUUUGCUGCCAACAAUUGAAGGCAAACUCAUCUUUACUCACUCCAAGGAGAGAGGAGAAUUCUGGUGUGCCUUAUUAGAGAAAGCUUAUGCCAAACUGUAUGGUUCUUAUGAAGCACUUGAGGGGGGAAAUCUCAGUGAUGCUCUGGUAGAUCUCACCUCUGGAGUGUCAGCCCAUCUGGACCUGACAAUUGGAGGAUAUGUAGAUGACUUUGAGAAGCGGAAACAGCUCUUUAAGAUGAUGACAAAAGAAAUGAGUGAACACUCACUGAUGUGCUGUGCCAUAACUACUGGAGAAACCUUCCCUCGGCCACACAGCCAUGAGGAGGCAGAGAUGAGGACAAAUGUUGGGUUGGUGAAGGGCCACGCGUAUGGAGUUACUGCAUGCCGCAAAAUCAACAUUGGAGAUACUGGCCUUUUCUCUAUCUUUAAAGGUGCCCAGAAGGUGAGGAUGGUGCGCCUCAAGAACCCCUGGGGAGAGCGAGAGUGGAAUGGAGCUUUCAGUGAUGGUACAGAGAGAAGUGGGUUUGUGUAUUCUACCUCGCAACUGACCAGAAUGUACUCCAGAUCACCUGAAUGGUCAAAAGUCUCAGCAUCAGAGCGGCAAAAGCUUGGCCUUACUUUUGAGGAUGAUGGUGAAUUCUGGAUGACAUUUGAAGAUUUCCUGGAGCAUUUUACAGAUCUUUCUAUCUGUUUCCUCAUCAAUACAAAGUUUUUAAGCUUUAGUAAAACUUGGCAAGAGACAACUUUCUUCAGUUCUUGGACCAUUGGUGUGCAAGGUCAUAACACAGACAGGGCAGGUGGAUGCCCAAACCACAAGGAAACAUUUUUACGUAAUCCGCAGUAUAGGUUUGAUGUCAGAGAAGAAACAGAUGAUAUCAUAUUUCAGUUGAUGCAGAGAGAUGCAAGAGAACAUAAACAGGAAGGAAUGCAGAACCUUGUCAUAGGUUUUCAUAUAAUGAAGGUCGAAGAAAACAGAAAAUACAGAGUCCAUCGGAUUCACGAUGCAGUAGCCACGUCUGACUACAUCCGCACUCGAUCAAUCUUCCUGCGGGAACAGCUAAAGCAGGGCCGCUAUGUCAUCAUUCCCACAACUUUCAAGCCUGAUGAGACAGGGGACUUUCUCAUGAGAAUAUUCACUUCAAAAGAUCCUGAUGCCAAAGAACUGGUCCGAGACCAACCCAAGAAUCCCUGGUACUCUUGCUUCAAGAAAGCAGUCAUGGUCACCACAAUUACAGUAAAGUGUGCCAAUAACUUAGAAAAGCAAACUGCAUUUGGAGAAUGGGUCAAUCAGGCAGGAGCGAUGUAUAGGAGUAGUCUGCAAAAGAGGCGGAGGAAACAUCACCGUCGCAUUAUUGAUGUUGAUCCUUACAGGGACAGUCGAGACUUGAGCUCCCCAGGUGAAGCUGAUGCAUACUGUAUCAUAAAAUGUGAGGGAGAGACAGUUCGCACCCCAGUUGAAAAGGGAACAUCAAACCCCAAUUGGAACACAACAGCCAUCUUCUACCGAUCCAAGCCUGAACAGCCCAUUGUGAUUGAGAUCUGGAACAGCAACAUGUUGGUUGAUGGUUUCAUUGGUCGGGCUGAAGUGACUGCACCCAUCAACCCAACCCAUACCCAGGUCCAACUCUCACUGUAUGGUAGACGCAAGGAAAAAACUGUAGAAAAGCAAGGGCAGCUUCUUGUGCAGGUGUAUAGUGAUGAUGAUCUGACCAGCAUCUAACUUCCCAUUUAUAUUUAAUCAGAGCUAAGUGAUAGCAUUGCAAUUUCAUUUACUUUGAUGCGAUUUCUCUUCAACCUUGAGUAAGAAGUUUGUGAAAAAAGUUUUUUUUUAUAAUUUUAGUUAAAUAAGAUUUUUUUGACUGACCUAAGUCAAACCAUAAAAUAACAUAUACAAUUCAUUGAUUCUGAGCUGCUAACUGAUAUUUUGAUUAAAUAUGAAGCUUUGAUUGCCAUCAUUAUCCAAAUCUGAACUUGCUGGCUUUUCAAAUUACAAGUUACAUGAACGUCAGUAUGCAUUCUGGCUUUGUGCUGCAGAUUGACACAGAUAGGUGAGAGUGCAAGGAAAGAUGCAAAGAGGUUUUAUGUGUAUUCUUCUAACAUGACUAUUGACUAAUACGUCACAUAAUUUUUUUACAGUAUUUGCUUAGUUAAGAAUGUGUGCAAGUUAUGAAUGGAUGUGUAAAGGUAUGAUGCCUGAGAAAAGAAAAAAAAAUGUUUGCUAUCCUCAUGAAUUUCCUCAUACAUGUGCAUGAAAGAAUACACUCUCAUUUAGUACACACACACAUACACAAACACACACACACACACACACACACACACACACACACACACACACACACACACACACACACACACACACACACACACAGUGUUAUAAAUAACAAAACAAUUUAUAGUUUGAAUGCAUUUGAUAAAUCUUGGGUCAAAUCCACAAGGUUGUUCUUUCAACAAACACUUGAUUGUGUGUGUGUGUAUGUGUGUGUGUGUGUGUGUGUGUGUGUUUAUCAAGUUGUAUUUACCUAGUUAUGAGAUGCAGGAAAAGAGCCAUACAACAUGAACCUAAGUAUGGCUCUUUUCCUGUAUCUCACACACACAAGGGUUUGUUAAAAGAAUAACCUUGCAGACGUGACUCAAGAUUUUUCAAAUGUAUUCAAACUAUAAAUUAUUUUAUUUAUAACUGCAUAAUUAGUUUUUUUCACAUACUUGCAUAAUGAAGGGCUUUUAUAGAAUGGUGAAACUCGUUACAUGAAUAUAUGAAGGUGUCAAAGAAACUAUGAAGUAGUCAGCUUCAUUUUGAUACACAAUAGUAGUUAUGUGUGCAAUACCUUACAUUUUAAAGUUAUAAGAAAGCCAUAAGGAAAAGCAUUUUGAGGAUAGAACCCCUGACAGGUCAAUAUUGUCUGUUUCUUAACUACACAUGCAUUUACAAAUAUUCUGAUUUUUAGCAAAGUAUUAUGUAUCUGAUUUUGUCUUGUAUAUCAGUCCUUGACAUUGUUUCAUAUCCUCACAUUGAUUUACUCAGAUUCUCUCUCUCUCUCUCUCUCUCUCUCUCUCUCUCUCUCUCUCUCUCUCUCUCUCUCUCUCUCUCUCUCUCUCUCUCUCUCUCUCUCUCUCUCUCAUAUCUCAGCCUUUAAUUUACAUCCAGUUCUUUACCUCUCCCACUGCUCACUACAUAAUGAUAAAUUCUUUAUUUCUACUUUCAACCAGUUAUAUUUAACCCAUUUAAACUCAACAAGUUUUUGUGUCCUAUACUUCUCUGUUCAGUUGUACAGAGAACCAUUAUAUCCUGUCUUCUUCAUGCACAAUAUUUGUAUGAUGUUCAUUGUUCUUGUAUCUACUUCACUUCCAUACACAAUGAGUAUCUAGUUCAGACAUAAUUCUGUUUCUUCAAGUAUGGAAUGCCAAGGGAAAAAAAAGCUUAACUUUAUGCUUUAUAUUUAUUUGCUUAUUUUUACAAUUAUGAUAUAUACUAAAAUGAUUACUCUGAUGUUAGCUGUGAAUUAACCAUGGUCAUUGAAUGGUGCCCACUAGACCUUCACUGACCUGACUUAAAAUGCUUGGUUUUGCAGUCUUGAUGACUGUCAGCUCUUGGCGCUGUCAAUAGAGACAGGAACAGUAGACUAGUGAUGACCUGUGAGUGUAGUGUGUUGAUGACUUGUGAGUUGUUAUUGACUGUUUUAGCAUCCAAAGGUACUCUUGCUUUGGAAUAUCUAGGGAAUUUGAGUCUGGGAACUGAGCUACUACCAAGGAACAGAAAAACUCUGUUCCCUUUUCUUCUUUUGAUCAAUUUGUAGCUUUUGUAUUGACAGGGAUUUUUCAUGUGUCUCAUUUUCCAGACUACAUUAUAGCUAAACACUGUUCACAUGUUUUCCUCAAUCUUGUAUGUUAUAUCUACUCUGUCUUGAUAUACUAUGACUUCUACUUCAUCAUGCUUUAUUGCUCUUCACAGACUUUUGAAAUAAUAUUGCUGUUUGUUGUUUUUACUUGGAAUAUUGUGCUUUUCUCUCUUUUUUCCUUUUUUUAUUAGUUGUCCAUACUCAUUUUUGCUUUCUUUUUGUAGCUGAAAAUAUACAUUAUAGCUGUGCUAGAAUUAUAAGAGAGUAUUGGCUUCUCUUACCAGGAUCAAACUCCACCUUUUAGCUCAAGCCAAGCACUGUACUGCAGAGAUACCCAAUGUGAGAACAUGGUGUUUCUUAAGGGCUGGUCCAUUUUGGCUAUAAAUUAUUUCUAGACUCUUGGACUCACCAUAUUAACUCUUUUAUUUCCCCAGGACUAAAUAUUGCUCCAUGCUUUCAAUACUUAAUCCAACAUUUAUAGUGAAUCUGCUAUGUAGUACCAAUGGGUUUUCUUACUAGUCACAUUCAUGAGUAUGCCCACAGUAUCCCUUAGCAGUGUCCCUUACCUGUUCAUGCUCUUGGAUUGUUCCAAUCCUGAUGCAGGAGCUUGGCUAUGUAAAUGAUUUGAAUAUUUUUGCUAGUGUCUCUCUCUCUCUCUCUCUCUCUCUCUCUCUCUCUCUCUCUCUCUCUCUCUCUCUCUCUCUCUCUCUCUCUC